Plectropomus leopardus (leopard coralgrouper) is the source of this 2627-nucleotide messenger RNA. It is a transcript of the gene asb15b, whose product is annotated as ankyrin repeat and SOCS box containing 15b. Lineage: Eukaryota; Metazoa; Chordata; Actinopteri; Perciformes; Serranidae. Gene Ontology annotation, biological process: intracellular signal transduction; innate immune response. The record is from RefSeq and is a predicted model, not a curated record. Gene Ontology annotation, molecular function: protein binding. Gene Ontology annotation, cellular component: cytoplasm.
UUAGGACCCUGCAAAACAAAAACACACGGGCUGCAAGCUGGAGUGCUCCAAAGCACAUGUUCAGAUCAACAGAAAUGGAUGACUUGGAUGAGCGGGAAGACAUAACUGAGGAACUCAUUGAGUUUGCCAUUCGAGAGAGCAUUCAAGAUGGCAACAAGCUGCCAUGUUCAACACAAACAAACAGGAAGGAAUCAAACAGUGACGACUUUAUGAAGAUAAUGAUGGCCAUUCACAAAGGUGAUGUGCAUGCUCUGCAGGAGCUGUCAGGUUGUGUGUCAGCCUUCAGAGAGAGCGACGGCGGGGGCCUGCUGCCUCUGCACGCAGCAGCUGUGCAGUCACAGCCAGAGAUCCUAUAUGUGGUGCUGCAGGUAUCAACAUCCACAGACCUGACUCUGGAGGAGAAGACAGAAGACGGGGACACGUCUCUGACUCUGGCAGCAGAGGCCGGCCUGGUGGAAAACGUUAAGAUGCUGCUGCAGCACGGAGCUUCACCACACAACACCAACAGCAGGAACGAGUCUCCUCUGCUGAUAGCGGUGAGACAGAAAUCAUACGACAUGGUUGUCACCCUCAUCAUGGGUGGAGCCUUUGUGGAGCAGGUGUGUCUCACUAAGUGGACAGCCACCCAUGAAGCUGCAAAGGUGGGCUGUCCAGCUAUUCUGAUGCUGCUGCUUCGACACGGAGCGAAAGUAACUGCCAGAGACGGGCACGGGGUGACACCUCUUGGGAUCGCAGCUGAAUUUGGCAAUGCUGAAGCUUUGGAAAUACUCAUACAGCAUGGUGGUGAUGUGAACGCCCAGGCCAGCAAUGGAGACACAGUCCUAUAUGAUGCAUCUGGGUCUGGAAACCUGGACUGCGUUCAGCUGCUCCUGCAGCACGGAGCCAACCCCAAUGUAGCCAGCUACGCCUUCCAGCUGCCCAUCCACAGAGCUGCAUAUGAGGGAUACAUACUAGUCCUGAGGACUCUCAUUCCCAUCACCACAAAGAGAGCUAUCCGUCUCUCAGGCCAGAACCCCGUCCACUCAGCAGCUGACGGGGGACAGGUUGAGUGUCUGGAGCUGCUUCUUCAGAAAGGAUAUGAUGUCAAUGCCUUGCUAGGCACACAUAUCUCCGAAAACUAUGGAGACCUCAGGAGGACUCCUCUGUUCUUUGCUGUUUCCAACGGGGAUUUGACCUGUUCUGAGAUAUUAUUGGCAGCUGGAGCGAGAACUGAACUGGACCCACUACGAUGCAUCCUGGUGGCUAUACGAGCAGAGAGGUAUGAGCUGGUGCAGCUGUUGCUGUCGUACGGAGCAGAGGUCAACUGUUACUUCAGAGUGCUCAGCGACACACUGUUCCCCACGGCCCUGCAGUACAGCCUGAGGGACCCUGUCAUGCUGCGACUGCUGCUCAACAACGGAUAUCAAGCUUACAGGUGUUUCCAUUGUUGCCAUGGUUACAAUGAAGAAAUUGAUAGCAGCUGGACUGACCUCCAUAACCAAGCCUACCAGAUUUACAGGCAACCUGGCGUCAUCUCAUUCUGUGAGUUUGUAUCGGUGUCGUGGCUCACACAUCUGCUUGGCAGUAUUGUAAGGAUGCUCCUGGACUACGUCGGCAACAUCAGCAUCUGUCCCACCCUCAGACGCAUCCUGCAGAAGAGACCGGAGUGGGAUGAGAUAUCUGACAUACUGAGCAAGCCACGGUCUCUGCAGCACUUGUGUCGACUAGUAAUCAGAGAUCACAUGAGCCUCAAGACACUGAAUGACCCGAAAGCUGUGGCUGCUGUCCCUUAUCCUCCGAGACUAAAGAAGUACUUGACCUACAGAGAGUACGACCCGUAUGGUGACCUGCCCUCUACGUGAAACACACUUUAUUUAAACCUGUGUGAAUGACACACUAAUAAAAAACACCAGACAUUCUCGCUUGGUAACUCUAGCCAAAUUGGAAUAUAUUUUCUUCUUUUAAAGUGCUUUUGUAUUUUAUUUAUGUUUUGUAUGUUAUGAGUUAGAGUGCCUUGUGGUGUGUCACUGUGACCGUCUUUUGGAUUAGACAAAAUAAGAUGAAAAUUUCCUCGCAGGCUUUAAAUUGAAAUUCCUGUUUUCUCUAUGGAGUCUGAUUAGUUUGCAUUGACAUAUCACGUUCGAGCUCCUUUUUCUAAUAAAUAUUGGAACAGUAAGCAAUGAAAUCCAUUCUAGUUUACCCCUGAACAGAUGCACUACGUUAUAUUUUGCACAAAAACCGACAAUUUCUGUGUUGCCCUGCUGCUGUCUUUCUGUUUGCAUCUCCUAUAGAUGUCUCUCAGCUCCUAAAUGCGCCGUACACCCACACAAGUGUUUUCAUUUCUCGCUAAUUAGACCUCUGCUCAGGGAGAAAUUUGGCACAGAUUUCUUUGAAGUCACCAAACUACAUCAGCCACUCAGAAUGAUUUAAGUGUGAGCUGUCCCCGCCCUAAGGUGCAACAGAUUGUGAGAGAAAUGUCAAUCAACGUCCUCAGAAGAGGUCUGAUCAUGCAGGCUGAGUGAAAACACCUGUGUGGGUGGAAAACAGUACUCUCACUUUGUGCUGCUUUUAAGUGUCCAUAUACUGUAUACUAAAUAUCAGGUUUGGAAAAUAGUAAUGUUGCUUUAAUAAAACAUUGAUUUGUUAGA